UAGGUGAAAUCAAAUCUCUAAUUAAGCUAAGUUUGCUUUGUUAUUACGUUCCAUCAACUUUGAAGAUACAACUUCUUCUCUUCAAUAAUUAACAUGGAGUUUCAGUCUCCUCCAAUUUCAAAGCUCUACCUUCUUUUAUGCUUAUCUUUCAUCCUCUUACUUUCUUCUUUUCACGCUCAUGCUAGUGGUUACAACUUCAGAUUCUGUGCUGAAGAUGCAAACUAUCCUGUAAAGAUCUCUAGACUUGAAAUAACACCAAAUCCUAUUGUGCGUGCAAGACGGGCUAAGUUUAAGAUCUUCGCUGCUUCUGAUCAUGUUAUCUGUGGUGGGAAGUGGGUAAUAAAAGUUUCAUAUAUGGGACUUAUUGUCCAUAAGAAAAUGUAUGAUCUUUGUGAGGCAAUGUCCUGUCCUGUUGAUGCUACCAAAUUUACUCUUUCUCGCACCCAAAGGAUGCCCUUAUUUGCUCCACAGGGCAUCUACACCGUCGAGAUAUCAUUAAGGAACAGAAUAAAUGAGCCAUUCACUUGUAUCACCUUUAAUUUGAAAAUCGUUUCUACAUUUUUGGGAUCUAGUCUCUGAAGUGAUCGAUAAUGUACUAUUUAUCCAUAUAAGUAAAUUUGUAAUUGAUCAUAUGUGCUUAUAGUUACUACUAUACAAUGUCGAAUGUUUCAAUAAUAUUUGAUUUUAGUUUUUAUAGAAUAUAUCCAGAAGUAGUAUAACAUA
This is a messenger RNA of Arachis duranensis, 723 nucleotides long. RefSeq lists its product as uncharacterized. Bases 94 to 579 code for a protein of 161 amino acids. Gene Ontology annotation, molecular function: sterol binding. Lineage: Eukaryota; Viridiplantae; Streptophyta; Magnoliopsida; Fabales; Fabaceae. The record is from RefSeq and is a predicted model, not a curated record. Gene Ontology annotation, biological process: sterol transport. The transcript is spliced from 4 exons.